AUGAACGUCCCGCGAACGUCCCCAGUACGUCCCGCGAACGUCCCAGCGACGUCCCGCGAACGUUCCAGCGACGUCCCUUUGACGUCUAAAGAACCCUACACGAAGACGUCCAGCGGACGUUCGCAGAGGCCAUUCAGGGGACGUUCUGGGGACCUUUUUCAAAUCUUCCGGCCCCAGGAUGCCUCCUCCUCCACCAGUCAUCGCUGCCGAGCCCCAGGCUCCAUCGCGGCCGCCGCUCUGCUCGACCAGCCACAAGAUUUCCCGACACCGAGGCUUAACCUCGCCUCCACUGCCGAAACUUUCAACUUCCCCAGCAUCCUCAUAUCAUUCGGCUGCGCCAACAAAUUCCUCCGAUCGGAAAGUGACCCGGCUCUCCGCGAGCGUUGGAUCACAGAAGCAGGCCUUCAACGAGCCUGGGCCGCGCCCAGUUCUUACCGUAGCAAAGCCGCACUUGCUUCCCGCUUCGGCUCAGCCUUCACCUGGGCUCUUCCGACCGCAGCGCCGUACGCAGCCGGGCCCCUAACUUCUGUUUCCAGACGCAAGUGCGAGGCUGCCUCUGCUAGCGGCGCAGGCCACCAGUCUUGCCAAACAAUUUUCAGCUACAGCAAGCUCAAAGCUGUCUCCGCUUGCAACACAGGCCCUCACAUGUCUUUUCCUCCUGUUACUCCUAACCCCUUUCCUUUUCAGUUGCCUCCAGCUCCUAUAGCAGACGUUAGCGUGAGGGUGCCUCCGCUAGUGAGAAAACUUCAUUUCUGGGAACAAAAAAAAAAAGCAACACACACUGUCAGAAAGGAGCCAGAUGCCAGUAUUAGGACAUCAGGAAAGGACCAGGCCAGCUGUCCAGUCUGUCAAGAUCUACUGAAGAAUCCAGUGACUUGUAACUGUGGUCAGAGUUUCUGUUCGGCGUGCGUUCUCAGUCUGAAGCAGGACAGUCCAAAGGGAUCCCACAGCUGUCCUCAGUGCAAAGAGAUGUUCACUCCGAAGCCUGUUCCACGCACAUCCGUCAAAGUUGAUGAUCUGUUGGAGAGAAUGAAAAAAGUGGAGCUAUCUUCUUCUAAACAUCCUUCGGAUCCAAGCUAUGCUGGACCUGGAGACGUAUGGUGUGAUGAAUGCACUGGAAGAAAACAGAAAGCCGUCAAGUCUUGUUUAAUGUGUCGGGCUUCCUUCUGUGAAAGUCACCUAAUACCUCACACCACAGUGCCCUAUCUGAAGAGACACAAGCUGAUCGAAGCCUCCCCAGACCUGCAGGAAAACAUCUGCUCCAAACAUGACACACUCAAUGAAUUCUAUUGCCGUACAGACCAAAAAUGUAUCUGUGCUUCAUGUGCAUUGAAUGAACAUAAAGAACAUGAUAUGGUUGAAGCUGAAACAGAAAGGACAGGAACACAGAUUGAGAUUACAGAAAAGCGAAGGGAAGUACAUCAAAGAAUCAAGGAAAAACAGAGAGUGUUGGAUGAGCUGAAACAGUCUUUGGAUACACUAAAGUGCUCUGCACAGGCUGCAUUAGAGGAAAAUGAGAAGAUCUUCACUCAACUGAUCCACACUAUUGAGAAAACACGUUCUGAAGUAGCAGAGCUGAUCAGAGCUCAAGAAAAGAUGGAAUAUGGUCGAGUUUCACAGCUUCAUGAGCAGCUGGAGCAGGAGAUCGCUGAGCUCCACAGGAGAGACACUAAGCUUCAGAAGCUCAAACAUGGAUAAUAAUGUUUUAUUCCUACGGAUUAUCAGAAGUUGACGUUGGACAUCACCACUGCACACAAUGAACUCCGAGUUUCUGAAAACAACAGAGAAGCAAUAUGCCGUGAGACAAUCCGACCGUAUAUUCAGCAUCCGAACAGAUUUGAUUUUUGGCC
This is a messenger RNA of Onychostoma macrolepis, 1850 nucleotides long. RefSeq names its product E3 ubiquitin-protein ligase TRIM47-like. Lineage: Eukaryota; Metazoa; Chordata; Actinopteri; Cypriniformes; Cyprinidae. Gene Ontology annotation, molecular function: zinc ion binding. Bases 1 to 1698 code for a protein of 565 amino acids. The transcript has 8 exons. The record is from RefSeq and is a predicted model, not a curated record.